AUGGUGAACUCGCUGCUCUUCGGGGAGAUGGCGUUGGCCUUCGGCUGCCCGCCGGGCGGCGGUGGCGGCGGGGGCUGUCCUAGCGGGGGUGGCGGGGCUGGGCCGGGGCCGUCGCCGGUGACAGCAGCGCUGCGGGACGAUCUGGGCUCCAACAUCCACCUCUUGAAGGGACUCAACGUGCGCUUCCGCUGCUUUCUGGCCAAGGUGCACGAACUGGAGCGGCGCAACCGGCUGCUGGAGAAGCAGCUGGAGCAGCAGCAGAGCGAGCGCGAGCGGCGGCUGCGGUACAAGACCUUCUCCCGCGAGCAGGCUGUGCAGACAGGGCCCGAAUUGCUGCGGCCGCUGGCGCCCGGCGGUGGCCACGGCAGCGGCGCGGCGGCCGGCGUCAACGCCAACGCCAUAGCCCUGGGCGGCCUGCCCCCCGGCGGCGGCUCGCACCCGCAGCACUACGGCCGCCUGCCUGGGACCAUCUGGAGCUACACGCAGGUACGCCGGACGGGCGGCGGCGGCGUGGAGACAGUACAGGGACCUGGGGUGUCUUGGGUGCAUCCCGAUGGCGUGGGUGUGCAGAUCGACACCAUCACACCGGAGAUCCGCGCGCUCUACAACGUGCUGGCCAAGGUGAAGCGCGAGCGCGACGAGUACAAACGGAGAUGGGAGGAGGAGCUCGCCAAGUGCAUGAACCUGCAGACCAUGGUGGACACGCUUCAGGAGGCAGCACAGGAGGCGGACGCCAUCCAGGAGGAGAUGAACGAGAAGAUAGAGCGGCUCAAAGCGGAGCUGGUGGUGUUUAAGGGCCUCAUGAGUGAUCCCAUGACAGACCUGGACACAAAGAUCCAAGAAAAGGCCAUGAAGGUGGACAUGGACAUCUGCCGCCGGAUCGAUAUCACGGCCAAGCUGUGCGAUGUUGCACAGCAGCGGAACUCGGAAGACGUGUCCAAGAUCUUCCAGGUGGUCCCCAAAAAGAAAGAGCGGAAGGCGGCUUCGGAUGAUGACAUCUCAGAGCAGGAUGGAGAGGUGAACCGGUUCUCAGACGAUGAGGUUGGCUCCAUGAACAUCACAGAUGAGAUGAAGCGCAUGUUCAACCAGCUGCGAGAGACCUUUGAUUUUGAUGACGACUGUGACAGCCUGACUUGGGAAGAGAACGAAGAUACGCUGCUGCUCUGGGAGGAUUUCACCAACUGCAAUCCCACCCUCGACCUGCAGGGGGAGCAAGAAGAAAACUUGGGCAACUUGAUCCAUGAGACAGAAUCCUUCUUCAAAACGAGAGACAAGGAGUACCAGGAAACGAUAGGCCAAAUUGAGCUGGAGCUGGCCACAGCCAAGAGCGACAUGAACCGACACUUACAUGAAUACAUGGAGAUGUGUAGCAUGAAGCGGGGCCUGGACGUGCAGAUGGAGACCUGUCGUCGGCUCAUUAAAGGCUCUGCAGACAGAAAUUCUCCAUCCCCGAGCUCCGUGGCCAGCAGUGACUCGGGAAGUACAGAUGAGAUUCAGGACGAGUUCGAGCGGGAGGCAGAUGUGGAGCCCAUGGUCAGCUGA
Molecule: messenger RNA, 1542 nt
Organism: Elephantulus edwardii (Cape elephant shrew)
Lineage: Eukaryota; Metazoa; Chordata; Mammalia; Macroscelidea; Macroscelididae
Gene: IFFO2
Product: intermediate filament family orphan 2
Exons: 9
Coding region: 1-1542 (513 amino acids)
Source: RefSeq, a predicted model, not a curated record